AUGCCGAUAUAUGGGUUGACGCAAGAUCCCAUAACAAAAGAUUACAUGGUGGUAAUGAAAUUCAUCGAACGAGGAAACUUGAGGAAUUUCAUAAAUGAUAAUUUCUGUUCACUUUCAUGGUCGCAAAAACUCGAAUUGCUUCAUUCAAUUGUCAUCGGGUUACAUGAAAUCCACUCAUCGGGAUUAAGCCAUAAUAAUCUUCAUUCUGGUAACAUCUUUGUAAAAAAAGAUGAAGGUAAUGGAGAUUUAUCGGCAAUCAUAUCGGAUUUAGGGAUGUCGGGUCCAGCUGAUAAAUCAUAUGAUUUAUGCAAUUCACGAAUCGAUACAUUCGGUGUGAUACAAUAUACGCCUUCCGAGAUUUUUCAUGGUCGUAUUUACACAAAGUAUUCCGACAUUUAUUUUUUUGCAAUGUUGAUGUAUGAGGUCUCGACCGGAUUACCACCUUUUAUCAAAGUUUCAAUUGACAAAUUGAAUGAUUUGAUGUUUGAUAUCUGCGAUGGUUUUAGACCCGACUAUAAUUCCAAGGACUUGCCAAGGUGUUUUGAAGAGUUAAUGAAAAAAUGUUGGGAUGAUGAUGAGUAUAGCAGGCCACUCGCAUCUCAAUUGGUUGAUAUUAUUGGAAAUUGGAUAAGCGAACUUAAGGAAGACAAGAUGUCGCAGUUUAAUAGGCGUGGAAAUCUGAUUCGGUUGAAAUAUCCUUCAAGCAAAUACGAUAUUUAUAAGAGUCAACGAAUUAAUACCACUGAUUUGGGCGAUGAAGAUUUUGAUCAUGAUAGCGAAUCAAAUUUCGAUGAGAAUGUUGAAAGUGAUGAAGACAUUGAAUUUAAUGCAGAUUUCGAACGAAGAGCUCAAAAUAAAUACGUGACGAUAAAACGAAGCGAUAUAAUGAGAUGGAUCGAAAACAUCGACAAUACUUUUGAUCCAGAACGGUUGUUACCCUAG
Molecule: messenger RNA, 942 nt
Organism: Funneliformis geosporum
Lineage: Eukaryota; Fungi; Glomeromycota; Glomeromycetes; Glomerales; Glomeraceae
Source: the annotation of a GenBank genome assembly